Messenger RNA from Paramisgurnus dabryanus, 4364 nucleotides. The record is from RefSeq and is a predicted model, not a curated record. Lineage: Eukaryota; Metazoa; Chordata; Actinopteri; Cypriniformes; Cobitidae.
AUGACUGUUGUUAAGCAGCUGUUGCGUCAUCCUCCCGUCCAGCAGAUGGCGCAAACUCACCGCGUGUUACAUAAAACAGCAGAAGAAGAAGAAGAAGAGAAGCGCACAGUUCGAGCAGUAAUGUUCAUUAUGAGAGAUCAGAUGGAUGUGAUGUGCUGUAAAUCAGUAGGAACUGAUCUGUCCAUGCUGAAUAUUGAUGAUUUGAUGACAGAAAUCUCUCAGCUGAAGAAAGAGGUGGCGUUACUGGAGUCAAAGCUCAGACAGAGAGAUGAACUCAACACAAAGGAUGUAUCUGGUGUCUCUCUCUGUGGCUUUACUGAUCAAACAUCUACAGAUCUUCUGGUUUCUGUCUGUAAUGAAGACCAGAAGACAUCAGUGAAUCUGCUGGACUGUGGGAUAGAAGUGAAACAAGAAGACACCGAAGCAGAUGAAGACCUGACGGAGCCAAAAGAAGAAAUCACAAAUGCAAGAGAACCGACAGAUCAAGAUCAGAAAGCGGUAAAGCAGGAAAUUUCACAACUCAAUGAAAUGGAGGAGAAACCUCAUAAUUUGAUACCCAAGGAAGAAUCUCUGAGCUGCUCGAUAACUGUGAGGAAUUUUUCCCCUAAAAGAAACAACAAGCAAAAGGCAAAAGUCAAAGAUGCUUUUACGUGCCCUCAGUGUGGAAAGACCUUCACAUAUAAAUAUAUGCUUAAUAAUCACAUAAGAAUUCACACUGGAGAAAAACCUUACAGCUGUGAUCAGUGUGGAAAGAGUUAUGGUCGUAAGAGUGAUCUCAACAGGCACUUGAGUAUUCACACUGGAAAAAGGCCUUACAGAUGUGAUCAGUGUGGAAAGAGCUUCAGGAAUAAAGCCCACCUUAAUGAACACACGAGAAUUCACACUGGAGAAAAACCUCACAGCUGUGACCAAUGUGAAAAGAGCUUCAGUCGUAAGAUUGAUCUCAAUAGACACAUGAGGAUUCACACCAAACAAAGGCCUUAAAAUACCCCUACUACGGUAAUUUUCGUAUUUGAAAAGUUCAGAUGCAAAAACCACUGAACGCAACCUCGGUCAAAAAUGAGAUGAUAAUAUUAACCGAAUGCUUUUGGCAUGUAUUAUACAUUCAUCAAGUAGUUUUGCUUUAAAUACGCUUAAUCCCAGUCUCAGGCCAUUCAGAAAUACCAGUUUGUUGGCAGAAUCCAUUAAGAGUCUGAUAGAAAUUAAAUUUUUGUUAGAAAACACAUCAGGGUGGUUAUAGACUGGAGGUUCUCAAAGUUUACAUUCAAAGGUCCAAAUCUGAAUUCUCAUAAUUUUCAUAGGUCUGGAAAAACUGGUUAUUACAAAAAUUGUCAAGCAUGGUAAUAAUUUUAUGUAAAUAAUUUGUUUAUACAACAAAUCAAAACAAAUCCCUACUGAAAAAUUUAUCUAAGACCAGCAUAAGCUGGUAGCUGGUUUUAGCUGGGAUAAGGUUGCAGUAGCUGGUUUAAGCUGGUCCUCCCUGCAUGGCAAAGCUGGUGGAUCAGCUAGUCUUCCAUCCUGACCAGCUAAGUCCAGCUGAAAAGUGACCAAAACACAGCUAGAACAGCUUGCUACACCAGCAAAACCAGCUAAAGCAAAGCUGGGAGACAAGCUUAAACCAGCUUACCAACUUAUGCUGGUCUUAGCUGGAUUUUUCAGUAGGGAUAUUAACAAGUUUAUUUUACAUUUGAAGUAAAAAAAAAAUAAACAUGAAACACGUGAAGUAUGCCAAAAGUAAACAGGUGCAAAUUGCAGAGCAACAUAAUAUGAGAAAUGGCACAGUUUGUUUUCCAUCAGAUGCACAAACCGUGGCAAAGUAGGUGUGGUUGGUAGACGGAGACACUGACCUAAAUUAGGGGUGCACUCAUAACUUGGCCGAUGAUGCUUGCUUUGCUUGUUACUUUAGACAGACCAUCAAUGAAUUACGUUGAAAUGCCGCUACAUCCAAACGCCAGAGGGCGCUCUCGUGCAGAAACUCAAUAUUCGCUGCAGAUGAAGAACAAUACACAGGCAGCUCCAUAGAUAUUUACACUAGAUGUCACCUUGUCUACAGCAGUUCAUUGGACCGAAUGCGUCAAAUAGAGCCGCCAUCUUGAAACAGGGGAACCCUGCAUCAGCGUCAUUGUAGGCAAUGGUGUAACGGAAAUAAAAUCACCAUAAAUCGUCAUGAAUGCGAUUUUCUUGGUUUUCUUUUGGUUCGUUGCAACAGUCAGACAUUUAUUUAGCAUUGAUUCCAGAAAAAAAUAAAAGUUUUGAUAUUAUGAAAAUCUACUUUUUCUAAUUAUAAUGCAUAGUGCUAGUAGGUCUAACAUCAAUACGCAGCACAAAAGUCUGGCACCGGCCAUGAAUUUUACCAGUUUUACCUAGCUACUUCCUAUGACAAGACCCCUGUUCCAAGAUGGCGGCAGUUUUGACGCAUGCUUAGAACCCCAAGGCGACAUCUAGUGUAUAUAUCUAUGACGCAGCUCCAGGAAAUGUCUUAAGGAUAUGUUUAUAUUGCUGUUCUUUAAACCUUUUCAGGUAUUUUCAUGAUAAUAAAGAAUUUGUAUAAUGAUUAUGUUUGACGAGUGUUGCUUUUUCAAAUGCGUGUUUUAAAUGACUCAAACAAACAGUGAUUUCAGAUUGAUAAGGACUUACUGAUCAAAAGCUGUAGUACAUGAACUAGCUGUGCAUAAUAUCUGGGUGUGAUGGCUACAGCGCGUCUCACAGGAAAUGUUUAAAUAACUCGUUUUAUUUUCAGACCAGGAAUACUCUUAAAUCGAAAAAGAUGAAAACUAAACUAAUGGUUUACAAGUUUAAAAUGAAUUAUUAAAGAAGCAAAUGCACACAUUUGAUCAAUCACAUAGAAAUUAAUGCACUUGCAAUAUGAAGUGUACGCGGGUCCGGAACAAGUUCCCUUCGGAUCCGGACCGGAGUCCGGACUUUGAGAACCCCUGUUCUAGACCCUUUUUGAGUUAUAUAAUCAUUUAUUAAAAGUGGCUUCAUCAAAAUAAUAUUAGUGUGAAGUUUAACUGGAAAAUGAGUUCAUUCUGUGAAAAGAACCCACAUCUCCUUUUUGUCCUUUAUUAGGAAAGAGUGAAAGCAAAUAUUUCACAAAUUGUUAUAAAAUAUAUCUGCUGCUGAAUUUCCAAGUAAAAUCGACCGUAGAGGAACAACCAAAUUUGAUUAAAACGUUGAUUUGAGAGGGGGAAACAUAUAAAGAAAUGCAGUAAAGUUUAGGAUGCUCAGUUAAAUGAUCUCAAAUGCUUUAAAAUGGCAACAAAAACCCAAAACACAUGGAAGAAAACAAGCAAUAUGGUUAAUACAGAUUGAAGAAUAGUCAGGAUGGCAAAGCUUCAGCCUUUCAUCCCCUUUACAAAGAUAAAAAAUUAUCUAAAAUGAUCUGUAAGUACAGUGACAGUCAGAAGGCAUCUGAUUGAAGCUAAGCUGUUUGCAAGAAGCCCCCAUAAAGCACCAGCUCAAAAAACGGAAGGAAGUAUAUAUACUUUAUGUUUUCCGCUUACAGUUUAAAUACAUCAGAAUACUUGAUAAGAUUAUGUUGCCCUUGGCUGAAGAGGAAAUGCCCCUAAAAUGGAUGUUUCAACAAGACAACAACCCCAAAUACACAAGCAAGAGGGCAAAAUCUUGGUUCCAGACAAAAAGGAUUGAGGUUAUUAUGGAGUGUCCAGCUCAAUCCCAUGAUCUUUACCCCAUUGAAAACUUGUGGGGUGACAUUUAAAAUGCAGUUUCUGACACAAAGCCUAAAAAGUAACAGGAACUGUGGAUCUUGGGCUAAAAUAUCUGUUUCUGGUGCCAGAAGUUGGUUAAGUUGAUUUGAGACAGAUAUGCAGCAGAUAUCAACAACAAUGGUCAUGCAACUAAAUAUAAAUAAUUAAAUAGUUUGAAUUGAAGUUAAAUCUCAAUAAAUUAUUUCAGUUUAUAAGUUUCUACGGAGAAAAAUGUUAACACUGCUUUUUUUAACAUAUUAAUAUUCAUUUUAUUUGCUUCCCUUUAAAAGAACAAUACAGACUUGUAAACUGUGUUAAUGCUUUGAUUUGUAAUUUAAUGUGUAUGUGUUAUGUUUUCAAUACAUUUGAAAAAUGGAAAUAAACUCUGUUUUUUCUGCUUUAUUCACUUUUAUUAGUACACUGCUAUUAUUUUGAACACAACUGUAUGUGUGUAACUAUGGUGAAUGACUGUUGUUAAGCAGCUGUUGCGUCAUCCUCCCGUCCAGCAGAUGGCGCAAACUCACCGCGUGUUACAUAAAACAACAGAAGAAGAAGAAGAAGAGAAGUGCACAGUUCGAGCAGUAGUAAGUGUUGUGAUGUUUUUGCUUUUUAUUUGUGUGUGAAUAAUGUGUGUGUUUUAUUUGUGUGAACGAAGUU